UCAACAACACGACGGGCAAUUGGUUUCGGAAAAUCUAAUCAAAUAGAUACACUGGAAACCGUUAUCAAGCGCUCCCCCGCAGCCACCGGCUCCACCCCGGCAAUGUCGGCGGUGAAACUAUCUCAGCCACCGCCAUCCGCCGCAGUCUGCACUCCCCGAGCCUCUCUCCUCACUCUCGCUAUUGUGACCCUCGUCUCGUUCACUUACCUCUCCCUUAAAUCCCUCCACUCCCCUUCUCUUCAAUCAUCCCCAUCUGCUACACCUUCCUCUCUCACAGUACAACCCUCUACUCCGAAGAUUGUUGAAGAUGCCGGCGUGGAUCGUGUCGAGAAAGUGGCGGUGCCGGAAAAGGAAGAAGGAGGCCGGAAUGAAGACGCGGACGACGACGUUUACCAUCUGUCGAAGGUGUUCAGGUUGAAUUAUGAAGAGAUGUUGAGGAGAUUUAAGGUGUACAUAUACCCAGAUGGAGAUCCGAAUACCUAUUACCAGACCCCUCGAAAACUGACCGGAAAAUACGCCAGCGAAGGAUACUUUUUUCAGAAUCUCAGGGAGAGCAACUUCGUUACGGAUGAUCCAGAUCUGGCGGAUUUGUUCUUCAUCCCAAUAUCUUGUCAUAAGAUGCGAGGCAAGGGCAUAUCAUAUGAGAACAUGACCAUAAUUGUCCAAAACUACGUGGAGAGCUUAAUGCACAAGUAUCCCUACUGGAAUAGAACUUUGGGUGCAGAUCACUUCUUUGUUACUUGUCAUGAUGUAGGAGUGAGAGCCACUGAAGGUCUUCCAAAUCUCGUGAAAAAUUCAAUUCGCGUUGUUUGCUCCCCCAGCUACGAUGUUGGAUUUAUACCGCACAAAGAUGUUGCACUCCCUCAAAUUCUUCAGCCGUUUGCUCUCCCAGCCGGAGGAAAUGACAUAGAAAACAGGACGACACUCGGCUUCUGGGCAGGACAUAGGAAUUCUAAGAUUAGGGUCAUACUAGCACGAGUAUGGGAAAAUGACACUGAACUUGAUAUUUUAAAUAACAGAAUUAAUAGGGCAACUGGACAUCUGGUGUAUCAAAAGAGAUUCUACAGAACAAAAUAUUGCAUUUGCCCUGGUGGCUCUCAAGUCAACAGUGCUCGAAUAACUGACUCCAUUCAUUAUGGAUGCAUACCUGUGAUACUCUCUAAUUACUAUGAUUUGCCUUUCAAUGACAUAUUGAACUGGCACAAAUUCUCGGUAGUACUAAAGGAGAAAGAUGUGUACCAGCUGAAGCAAAUUCUUAAGAACAUAACACAAGAAGAAUUUGUCGUGCUGCACAACAAUUUGGUCAAGGUGCAAAAGCACUUCCAGUGGAACUCACCCCCCCAGAGUCAGGAUGCAUUUCAUAUGGUCAUGUAUGAACUUUGGUUACGCCAUCACGUUGUUAAGUACUAACCUUCAUAAAGCCUUUAAAAUGCGUCAAAAGCAUAGUCUCAUACUGCUGGUUGUGAACCCUAAACGUCGUAUAUUACUAUUUGGCAGUUGCAGUUUGUUCAUUCAUUCAUUAUCGUCUCUUCUGUUAGUUUUACCCUUUUAAUCCGAAUAUAGAAGGAAGGAGAACUGGUCCGUGGGUUGUGUGUAAGUUGUUGAGUUCGUUUUGUACCUACAUCGAGGAUUUUGGUUAGCACAAUCACCACAUUAAACGUAUUUUGGCUAGUGUUUUUGUAUUCCUUAGUUCUUCUUUCAACGCAUUGCGAGGGUUUGACUUUUUAUGCCUCGCCUAUUUCAUUGUUGUACAUAUGGGAUUUGAUUCACUGUAUUAUAUCCGGUAAACUUGAAAUAAGUGAAAAAAGUGACACACGUGG
Molecule: messenger RNA, 1820 nt
Organism: Striga asiatica
Lineage: Eukaryota; Viridiplantae; Streptophyta; Magnoliopsida; Lamiales; Orobanchaceae
Source: the annotation of a GenBank genome assembly